Messenger RNA from Protobothrops mucrosquamatus (brown spotted pit viper), 3744 nucleotides. It is a transcript of the gene ZBTB4, whose product is annotated as zinc finger and BTB domain containing 4. The record is from RefSeq and is a predicted model, not a curated record. NCBI's taxonomy places the organism in Eukaryota, Metazoa, Chordata, Lepidosauria, Squamata, Viperidae. Gene Ontology annotation, molecular function: protein binding. Gene Ontology annotation, biological process: regulation of cytokine production; regulation of immune system process; negative regulation of transcription by RNA polymerase II. The transcript has a single exon. The coding region runs from base 1 to 3744 and encodes 1247 amino acids.
AUGGCUUCGGUUGUGGAGCUCACCGACAACAGCCACCCCAAUUCCCUUCUGAUCCAGCUGAACGAGCAGCGUCUGCGCGGGCAGUUCUGCGACAUCACCAUCGUUGCCGAAGACACCAAGUUCAAGGCCCACAAAAAUAUCCUCGCGGCCUCCAGCCCGUACUUCAAGGAGGUCCUCUCCGAGGACUCGGCGUGUCGCCAGCCGAGCCAGAUCCUCGAGCUUCCCGACAUCCAAGCCAAAGUCUUCUCGGACAUCUUGAACUUCAUUUAUAACUCUCGGCUCUCCGUGCCCAGUCUGGCCGUGGCCAAGGAGAUUGGGGUGGUGGGCCGACGGCUGGGCAUCUCCCGCUUGGAGAACCUGGAUGACCCCUGGGCAGAGGUCAAGAUGGACAGUCCCGGCGGAGCCUCUGCCCGAGAUUGCGAGUCGCCCAUCGACCUCACCUGCCCGUCCCGUUCCAUGGAACCCUCCAGCCCUGUUUGCUUUCAGGAUUUGACCAAAGUGUACAGCCCCGGGCAGGACACCCGCCCUGACUCUGAGACAGAAACGGCCAAGAUCCUCUACACUCUGAGCUCCGUCGCGACCGUGCCCCCUGCCACGCCCUCUGAUCUGACGUUCAUGAUGAAGGAACCCGUCGCUUGGGACCACAGCCUCUCUGGGACGACUCCUGCCACUUCCGUCGACACAAAGGAUGGGGCACCGGCGUCGGCCUCUUCUUCCUCGCCCCCAUCCCCGUCUGGGGCUUCCUACCCAGCGAGCAGCACUUUCUGCUGCGGAAGCUGCAGCCGCUCCUUCACGACGUCUUCGGCCCUCAGCCUCCACAUGAAGCUGCACCGAACGCGCCGCUCGCUCUCCUGCCGCCACUGCGGCAAAAGCUUCAUCCACAUCAAGCGGCUGCAGACGCACGAAGUCUUAUGCAAAGAGGUGGAGAAACCCCCCAAGGAGGAGGCUUCCGCGGACAGGGCCCCGCCCAGCCCAGAGUUACCUUCCAAGCCAACGGGAGCUGCAGCAUCUUCCAAAAAGGGCGUGCUUUUCCGCCACCGGGCCUUGCCGAGGGUGGAUUACCUCUCCGACCAAGACCACUUUGUCAAAGUGGUCGACGGGCACAUCAUCUACUUUUGCACCGUCUGCGAGCGGUCCUACAUGACCCUUUCCAGCCUCAAGCGUCACUCCAACGUCCACUCCUGGCGCCGCAAGUACCCGUGCCGUUACUGUGACAAGGUUUUCGCCCUGGCGGAAUACCGCACCAAGCACGAGGUCUGGCACACCGGAGAGCGUCGCUACCAGUGCAUCUUCUGCUGGGAGACCUUUGUGACGUACUACAACCUGAAGACUCAUCAGAAAGCCUUCCACGGCAUUAAUCCCGGCCUCAUCUCCUCAGAGAAGACCCCCAACGGGGGCUACAAGCCGAAACUGAAUGCGUUGAAACUCUACCGCCUGUUACCCAUGCGCUCCCAAAAGAGGCCGUACAAAACGUACAGCCAGGCCGUGGUGCCCGAGGACCUUCUACAUCCAUCUCACCCUGUCCCCAUGACACUGGGAGAGGGUGAUUCAUUGGACGGAAAUUUGGUCUCCUCCCUGAGUACUAGUGACGUGGUUUCAGUGUUCACCACCAAGAACGCCUCUUUAGAAUCGACAGAGGCGGAACUGGACCAGCAGCAGGAAACCACGAGCACCGAGGACACGUCCGCUCUUCCAGCUACUGGUGAGGAGGCUCGGCUGGGCAAGCCGCCCCCGUCGUUGAGCACCGAAGCUCCCACCGUCAUCGCCUACGGGCACCCCACCUCUUCCGUGAUCGUUCAUAGCACCUCGGUGAAAGCACAGGGUCCUUCUGUGAUCACAUACAACAGCACGUCCGCCAGCACCCCGCUGAACGGGGGAACUCCACCGUCACUGUCCCAGUCAUCCCCUUCUCCAGUUGUAACCAAACCCAUUAAGAAGCAGGUCCUGAGGGAGUACAUCCAGUCCCAGAAGAGGGAGGAGCAGGCGUUGGAAGAGGAGGGCAGCGAGCAGGGGUUCAAGGCGAGGGGACCACGGACUGGACGCACCAUGACCUACAUGGCGAAACCAGCCUGCGUGGGAGCCGCCUCCGAAAGCCGAGCCGCCCCACUCUGCCAGAUCACGGUGCGCAUCGGCGAGGAAGCCAUCGUCAAGCGGCGGAUCUCCGAAACGGACCUGAUGCUUGACAAGAGCAGCCGGAUCGGAGGCAGGCGCCUGGAUUUCGGCCGUGAUCCGGGCAGUGAGAAACCACAUCCCUCCCUGCCUCCGACGCUGCACGGCAAGCAUGCCGACCGGCUGUUUGCGAACGAGAGUGGCGAGGAGGACAGCGACCGCGGGGACACGGAAGACCAGCUUUGGCGCCCGUACUACAGCUAUAAGCCCAAGCGGAAGGCUUGUGGCGGAGCCGGCAGUAGCGCCGGCAACGCCCUGCCGAAGAUGAAGAAGUCGCGGUGGCGGCACAAGCUGCGCUCGCUGCGCUGGAUGAAGCGGUCGGAGGACGCCAAGGAAGGGAGCAGAGCGGGACCCAACCAUCCGGGGUCGCCUGAGGCAUCCGGGGGACAGGGAACUGCCUCCGACCGGGAUGAGAUGGAUCAGCUGACAAAAGGGGCGGGUGGGCGGGGCACCGAGUGGAAGCACGAGUGCGGCAUUUGCGGCAAACUUUUCUCGGCCCUCAAGAAACUGAGGAAGCACGAACGGGUGCACGGGCGCCUCGCCAAGGAUGACCAGGCCCUGGCAGUCCUGGGCACCCCCCACCGCGUCGGCCGCAAGCCCCUGGUGAAGUUUGCCUGUGCCCACUGCACAAAGGUCUGCAAGACGGCGGCCGCCCUGAGCCGCCACAUGAAACGGCACGAGGGUCAGGCGCUCGAGGAGGUCCCCCUACCGGUGCUCACCACAGUCAUUGCUUAUUCGAAGAAGACCGGCGAGGUGCCUCUGUCUCCCUCUCCACCGGUGGUCAAAGAGGAGACCACCCAGGAAAUGCAAGUGUCUUCAUCCAGUGGGGAGGCGCCCGUUGGCCAAGCCGAGGUCUCCGAGGGGGGCUGUGUGGAAAUGGUGCCCUGCAACGGGCACACGCUUGGCCCUCUGCCCGGAGACGGAAGCCUGUCGCAGCAAGGGGCAGGCAAGUCCCCUUUCCACGAGGAGCUGCCCGCCCACCCGCCGCCGCCACAGGCCCCCGCCGCCAGCAGCGCCCUUGCCGAGCUGCCUCCGGAUCUGCCCCUCUCCCUUCAAGACCCCGUCAUCUCUCACACGGGCCUGGUCCAGAAAGAGAUGUUGGCCUCCCAAGAGAUGGAAGGGGACCGCUACCCGGUCCAGGAGUACCCCUUACCGCUGCUGGUGCCGGGGAGUUGCCGGAGCAGGAAGGAUCGGGAAGAGAAGCCCUCCUUCCUGGCGUACCCCAGCGCCAUCCAGUUCAACGCCGUCGGCAAGGCCGGGAGCAGCAGCGGCGGAGAGGGCAGAGUCAGCUUCUACCCGGAGCCGUAUCCGCUGAUGUACGGGCACCAGCUGUUGGCCGCUUACCCGUACAACUUCACCUUGCCCGUGGCUUUGAACAUGGUGGUCCCGGAUGAGAAGGGUCAGCCUUUGCCCUUCCUGCCCUUCAGCUACGCCAUGAACCCCUGCCGGGGCGUGGUGGGGCACGAGGGGGGCCCAGUGUCCCACGGGGGCCUGGGGGUGGGCAGUUCGGCAGCCCGGGAGAGCCGAGGGGAGCCCGCCGUGCCGGAGAGGCUGAAGAAAGGCGGUCUCCUUUGA